Molecule: messenger RNA, 822 nt
Organism: Lodderomyces margitis
Lineage: Eukaryota; Fungi; Ascomycota; Pichiomycetes; Serinales; Debaryomycetaceae
Product: E2 ubiquitin-conjugating protein
Exons: 1
Coding region: 1-822 (273 amino acids)
Source: RefSeq, a predicted model, not a curated record
AUGGCAUCAAGGCAAUCACAAAGACGAUUAACCAAAGAAUACAAGUCAAUCCAGUUGACACCACCUCCUUAUAUCACUGCCAAACCGAACGAUGAAAACAUAUUGGAGUGGCACUAUAUCAUCACUGGACCACCCAACACCCCCUUUGAACAAGGUCAAUACCAUGGAUUAUUACGAUUUCCACAAGAAUAUCCAUUCAAGCCACCUUCGAUAUCAAUGAUUACACCUAAUGGGAGAUUUGCCUGCAAUACCCGAUUAUGUUUGUCAAUGAGUGAUUAUCAUCCUGAUACAUGGAACCCGGCAUGGAGUGUAGCGACAAUUUUAACGGGGUUGCUUAGUUUUAUGACGGGUCAGGAGUCGACAACGGGGUCGAUUACGACGUCAGAUAAUGUGAAGCGGAAGUUGGCUCGUGAUAGUAAAAAAUGGAAUAUAAAAGAGGAUCCAAGGUUUGUUAAGCAGUUUCCUGAUGUGGUGAAGCAGAAUAAGUUGGAAAUUGCUCGUGCUGAAGAAGAAGAAGCGGAGAAGAAGAGACAAAGAGCAUUAGCAAGCAAUGGUGGUGGAAAUGGUGAUGGUACCGAAAGGGCUAUUGAUUUAUCACAGUUGGAUAACUUGGAUCCAGAAGAUCGUGCAAGGAUAUUGAUUGAACACGAGAGACAUUUGUCUGUUGUUAAUAAAAAUAACAACCGUAAGGGAGUCAAUGGUGGUGAUGGUGCUGGUGCUGGUGCUGGUGCUGGUGGUAGCUUUGGCAGUUUGACUGCAUUGUUUGGUAUUUUGGUUGCUGCUUUUGUUGCUGCUUAUUUUGGCAUCAUGAAGACGGGUUGA